This is a messenger RNA of Podarcis lilfordi (Lilford's wall lizard), 552 nucleotides long. The record is from the annotation of a GenBank genome assembly. Lineage: Eukaryota; Metazoa; Chordata; Lepidosauria; Squamata; Lacertidae.
AUGGGGAAUGGAUCUUCCGCAUACCAGAUCCUGGAGUCACCCAGUGGAAAAAACACUGCUGGCUUCCUGCCUAUUCCAGACGCCUUUGAAUGGCCACUCCGCUUGCUGGAUCGCUACUCUCUAUCUCUCGAGCAAGCCUUUUCCGAACCUUUUCCAGAUCCAAAAAUGUCAUUUUACAGGCGGAAGCAAGACGUUCUGCGCUGGGUGUUCAAAGUUCUGACACUUUUAUUUUUCAAGUCAUUUGAUAAGAAUCAGCUAGGGGGACGCUCGCCCGGCUCCAGCAUCGGGUGCGACCCCACUGCCCGCCGGUCCCUCGUUCCUGCUCAGUUGCAGCUCCCCACCCAUAGCUGUCCACUUUCCCCUUUUCUCGCGAGGAAUCCUAUUCGGAAUAAGGGAAUUUCCCUUAAAAAAAGGGAAACGCUGACAGCUAUUUCCCCACCUUUAGCACAGAUGAACUGGAUUUUCUUUUGCCCCACCGUGCAAUGCUGGCUCCAGCCCCUGGACCCUCACCUCCCCCGGAAAAGGGGCCAUAGCUCGAACCGGGUCCUUUAA